AUGCGAAGAGUCUCCCUAGUCAGUUUAAUCUUUGCUACAUAUUGCCAAUUCGCCGCAGCUGGCGGAGGUGGUGGAGGCUAUGGCGGUGGCAGUGGUGGUAGCUACGCCGGCGGUGGUGGUGGAGGUUAUAGCGGCGGUGGCGGCGGCGGCGGUUAUGGAGGCGGAGGAGGUGGCGGAAGCGGCGGCGGUGGUGGAGGAUAUGCCACUGCACCAAUGCCUAUGCCAGCACCAAUGCCCAUGCCGGCACCAAUGCCUAUGCCAGCGCCUAUGCCACCCUCAGGAGGAUAUGCCAGUGGCGGAGGCGGCGGCGGUGGCAUGGGAGGAGGAGGAAUGGGUGGCGGAAGCUAUGCGGGUGGUGGCGGCAGCUACGGUGGAAGCGGAGGAAACAUGGGAGGUGGCGGCAUGGGAGGAGGCAGUUAUGCUGGCAGCACUGGAGGAGGAUCUCAACCUCCCCCUCCACCCCCACCACCACCUCCACCACCACCAUCAGGCGGUUACAGCACCGGAGGCGGCAGCUACGGUGGAAGUGGCGGAAGCACCGGAGGCGGAAGCACGGGAGGAGGAAGCAUGGGAGGUGGAAGCUACGGAGGAAGCAGUGGUGGUGUGGGAGGAGGCAGCAUGGGAGGAGGCAGUUAUGCUGGUAGCACUGGAGGAGGAUCUCAACCUCCUCCACCCCCACCACCACCUCCACCACCAUCAUCAGGUGGUUACAGCACCGGAGGAGGCAGUUACGGCGGAAGUGGCGGAAGCGGAGGAGGAAGCAUGGGAGGCGGCGGCAUGGGUGGCGGUAGCUAUGGAGGCGGUUCUCAGCCUUCCGGAGGAUACUCACAGGGCUCAGCGCCAAUGCCACAAGCACCACCUGCUCCUGGACCCGCGCCAGUGCCGCAACCAAUGCCACCACCACCCCCACCAAGUGGAGGAGGAUACUCUGGCCCCUCUCCUCCAUCUGGUGGUGGAUAUUCGCAGUCUGGCGGUGGUUACCAGCAAAGAUAUUUGAUGCGCAAUCGGGUUGUUCUCAGGAAAAUGACAGCAAAAGUUUGA
Messenger RNA from Cylicocyclus nassatus, 1041 nucleotides. The record is from the annotation of a GenBank genome assembly. Lineage: Eukaryota; Metazoa; Nematoda; Chromadorea; Rhabditida; Strongylidae.